AUGGUUCUCUUCAAGACUAAAUUUACCUUUCAGAAGCGGGUAAAACUAGCUCAAACUCUAUGGCUUCUAUCAUGGAUCAGUGUUCUUAUAGGAAGUGUGACCUUUGGAUUGGGGGUCUUCCUAAAAGUGCAGCUAUGGAUACACAACGAGGUGAUGGACAACACUGUGGCCCAUGCUGUUCCCAACACUGUUAUAACAGCAGGACUUGUGGGGGCCAUUCUUGGUCUGUUUGCAGGGAAAAUUAGUCAGGAUUCACUUGAUAUGGGAAAAUAUCCACGAUGGAAACCAUUCUUGCUACCUUACUUUUUCUUAACUAUCCUGAGCUGUUCGCUUUGUGUGGCUGCUUUAUUCCUCAGUGUUUUCAUGACAGGAAGUCUAGAAGAAUCUCUGAAGAUAGGUUUGAGAAAUGGGAUCAGGUUCUACAAGGACACUGACACUCCUGGUCGUUGCUACCAGAAAAGGACAAUUGACAAAUUACAAAUGGACUUUCAAUGCUGUGGAAACAACCACUAUAAAGACUGGUUUGAGGUGCAAUGGAUCAGCAAUCGCUACCUGGACUUCUCCUCCAAGGAAGUCAAAGACCGCAUUAAGAGCAAUGUGGAUGGCAGAUACCUGAUGGACAGUGUCCCAUUUAGCUGUUGUAACCCCAACUCUCCAAGACCUUGUAUCCAAAUGCAGAUCACCAAUAACUCAGCCCACUACAGUUACAACUAUCAGACGGAUGAACUAAACAUUUGGGUGCAGGGCUGCCGGGAAGUCUUACUAUGCUACUACACUGGAAUUAUGGCUACAAACGGGGCGGCUGUAACAUUAUUUUUCCUUAUACAGGGAUCUGUCCUGGUAAGCAUGCGCCUCCUGCAGACAUCCAUGGAUAAGAUAACAGGUGUGGAGGAUUUGGAGACAGAUUCGGAAGGAUUUCUUUUGGAGAAAGGUGUAGGGGAGACCAUUAACAGUGGUCUGGAGAAAACCAAAGCCCUCUUCAAGUCCAGUUCUGGGGAGGCAGGGGGUGGAGAGGCUGCAGCCAGCUAAAUGGAGCAUUAAUGUGUAGACAGGGGCAGAGUUGGUAUAGAGUUAGACUAUAGAGAUAACAUGAGGCUGCUUAAAUAAUUACUUACCCUAUGAAUAAAAGACCAAAAAAAUCCCUCCUCUUAUAUGAGAUGUGGGAGGCAUAUUUGAAGGUUAUAAUGAGAUUUUGGAGAAGUGUCCACCCAGUUGUAGCUGCCAAAAUGUAGACUCAGCAGACAAAAUAAAAAAAAUAAAGGACUGCAAUACACUGUCUUGUGCUGUGGUGGGAGAGGGUGGUUGUGACAACCACACAGAGUGGCAAACUAUUCCUCCUAUGAAAGGAGCAGUGGAAAUGGAUCCCAUAGAGGGAAUAGCGAUGAAGAUUUCCACAGCAAAGCUUUAUCCUUCUGCCCUCUAUAGGAUCUGCUCAUGUAGUAUGUAAAAACAAAGUGAAAACUGUAAACCACAUAAAAUGUCUUGUGUGAACCUGAGAAAACACGUGAAGUAAAUAUGCAGAGCACAUGAUAGC
This is a messenger RNA of Bufo bufo (common toad), 1534 nucleotides long. RefSeq names its product retinal outer segment membrane protein 1 (gene ROM1). Gene Ontology annotation, biological process: visual perception. The transcript is spliced from 3 exons. The record is from RefSeq and is a predicted model, not a curated record. Lineage: Eukaryota; Metazoa; Chordata; Amphibia; Anura; Bufonidae. The coding region runs from base 1 to 1029 and encodes 342 amino acids. Gene Ontology annotation, cellular component: membrane.